AUGCCAACGCACUUGAUAGGCGCAAUCCUCGGGAGUCAGUGCACGGAGAUCAAGGAUAGCAAGGGCAAGAUAAAACGGGGCCAAACAAGGCUCUAUCGGAUUCUAAUCGCAGAAUCAGCCCAUCUAAUUUGGAAGAUACGGUGCCAGAGGGUAAUAAGAGAUGGGAAUCGACCCCUGACGCAAAAGGAAAUAAGGAACCGGUGGAAAGCCACCAUGAACGCCCGACUUAAGAUGGACUGCCGCAUGGCGGACAAAGCUAAGUUCGGCGCAAAAGCGGUGAAUACUGACCUAGUCCUAGAGACAUGGUCCGGAACACUGCAAAACGAAAGCCUCCUACCCGACGACUGGGUGGGCUGGUGCGGGGUUUUAGUGGGUAUGGACCCAGAAUAA
Messenger RNA from Punctularia strigosozonata HHB-11173 SS5, 390 nucleotides. RefSeq lists its product as uncharacterized. Bases 1 to 390 code for a protein of 129 amino acids. The transcript has a single exon. The record is from RefSeq and is a predicted model, not a curated record. NCBI's taxonomy places the organism in Eukaryota, Fungi, Basidiomycota, Agaricomycetes, Corticiales, Punctulariaceae.